AUGUCACUGGAGUGCGUGCUUGCCUUCUUCGACUUCCAACCAUCACUCCUCAAUGCCCAUUUGGUAUCCGCCAUCAUGCCGUUGAUGCUGACAGUGCUCCUGGCAAUCGUGCGCGACCCCUGGAUGGCACUGGUGCUGGGAACCAACGUGUUCUUGCCCCGUUUCGUCGCCGUCUUCGGCAAGUACCUCGUCAUGCUUCGCAUCCGGCCAGAAAACAAUAUUGGGGGCGAUGCCCGGUUCGAGUUUCUUCCUAAAUUCGGCGAGUCAUCCAUGUGCGCCAUCAGCGCGGUCGUGUGUGCCACCCUGAUAUGUGCGACAGCUGGCAUUGCUGGAUGGCUUCUGGCUGUGCUUCGACAGAGCGAUGCACCUCCGGCACACGUCCAAUACCUGACCCUCGCAUACAAGACCAAGUACCCAGCAUGGGAGAUUGAGAAGCUUGGCCGCAAAAUGGUGCUCCUCUACAACAAGUUCGCCCUCCCCACGGUUCUCUCACCCGCCUUGCAAAUGGAAGGCAUUGCCGUCACUCUGAUCAUCUCCCUCGCCCUCAAUGGGAUCUUCCGGCCAUACAAGAACAAAGCAUGGAACUGGUCCGAAGCGGGCCUUUUGCUCGUUGGCUUGACCAUGACCAGUUUGACAACGUGUUUGCUGGCCAACGACUCGCAUUGGGCGCGCUCCCAGGCGACGCAGGUGGUGCUGAUCUUCGUGAUUUGUUGCCUGGCCAGCGGCAUCUCAAUUGCAAUGGCGGUGCUCAUCUUCGUUUCCCUCGUCGCAGAGCGGCGGGAAAGACAGGCGGCCAAAAGACUCAAGGAAGCUGAGGAAGCGGCAGGAGCGAAGACUGCAAGCAGCCAGAGC
This is a messenger RNA of Symbiodinium necroappetens, 852 nucleotides long. Lineage: Eukaryota; Dinophyceae; Suessiales; Symbiodiniaceae. The record is from the annotation of a GenBank genome assembly.